Marmota monax (woodchuck) is the source of this 7692-nucleotide messenger RNA. RefSeq names its product myosin IXB (gene Myo9b). The transcript is spliced from 41 exons. Bases 162 to 6734 code for a protein of 2190 amino acids. The record is from RefSeq and is a predicted model, not a curated record. Gene Ontology annotation, cellular component: myosin complex. NCBI's taxonomy places the organism in Eukaryota, Metazoa, Chordata, Mammalia, Rodentia, Sciuridae. Gene Ontology annotation, molecular function: protein binding; ATP binding; GTPase activator activity. Gene Ontology annotation, biological process: Rho protein signal transduction; actin filament-based movement.
CGGGCGCGGCGGGGCGGAGCGGCUGGAGAAGCGGCGGGCGGGCUGGCGGGUGUCCGGGCGGAGACCCGGCCCGGGACCGGCGGCGCGCGGCGGCCGAGGCCCAGCUCCAGGAGAAGCUCGCCCGAGCCCGGGAGGCAUGCUGAAGCCGGGCGGCCGGCAGGAUGAGUGUGCAAGAGGCGGGCAGCUCCGGCCGCCGGGAGCAGGCAGCCUACCACCUGUACAUCUACCCACGGCUGUCCACCACCGAGGGCCAGGCCUCGUGCCGAGUGACCGCCACCAAGGACAGCACCACAUCCGACGUCAUCAAGGAUGCCAUCGCCAGCCUGCGGCUAGAUGUCACCAAGUGCUACGUGCUGGUGGAGGUCAAGGAGUCGGGCGGGGAGGAGUGGGUGCUGGACGCCAACGACUCGCCGGUGCAUCGUGUGCUGCUGUGGCCCCGGCGGGCUCAGGACGAGCACCCGCAGGAGGACGGCUACUACUUCCUGCUGCAGGAGCGCAACGCAGACGGGACCAUCAAAUAUGUGCACAUGCAGCUGGUGGCCCAGGCCACGGCCGCCCGGCGCCUGGUGGAGCGCGGCCUCUUGCCGCGACAGCAGGCAGACUUUGAUGACCUCUGCAACCUCCCCGAGCUGACCGAGGACAACCUCUUGAAGAACCUCAAGCACCGCUUCCUGCAGCAGAAGAUCUACACGUACGCGGGGAGCAUCCUCGUGGCCAUCAACCCCUUCAAGUUCCUCCCCAUCUACAACCCCAAGUACGUGAAGAUGUACGAGAACCAGCAGCUGGGCAAGCUGGAGCCGCACGUCUUCGCGCUGGCCGACGUGGCCUACUACGCCAUGCUGAGGAAGCGCAUCAACCAGUGCAUCGUGAUCUCGGGCGAGAGCGGCUCCGGCAAGACCCAGAGCACCAACUUCCUGAUCCACUGCCUCACCGCCCUCAGCCAGAAGGGCUACGCCAGCGGCGUGGAGAGGACCAUCCUGGGGGCCGGCCCUGUGCUGGAGGCCUUCGGGAACGCCAAGACAGCCCACAACAACAACUCCAGCCGCUUCGGGAAAUUCAUCCAAGUCAACUACCUGGAGAGCGGCAUUGUGAGAGGAGCUGUGGUUGAAAAAUAUCUGCUUGAAAAGUCUCGCCUGGUCUCUCGGGAGAAGGAUGAGAGGAACUACCACGUGUUUUAUUAUUUGUUACUCGGUGUCAGCGAGGAAGAGCGCCAAGAAUUUCAGCUUAAGCAGCCUGAAGAUUAUUUCUACCUCAACCAGCAUAACUUGAACAUUGAAGAUGGAGAAGACCUGAAACAUGACUUUGAGAGACUCAAGCAGGCCAUGGAGAUGGUGGGCUUCCUGCCGGCCACUAAGAAACAGAUUUUUUCCGUCCUGUCAGCCAUCCUGUACCUGGGCAACGUCACUUACAAGAAGAGAGCCACGGGCCGCGACGAAGGCCUGGAGGUCGGGCCCCCCGAGGUGUUGGACACGCUGUCCCAGCUCCUGAAGGUGAAGCGAGAAAUCCUGGUGGAAGUUCUGACCAAAAGAAAAACAGUGACCGUCAAUGACAAGCUCAUCCUGCCCUACAGCCUCAGCGAGGCCAUAACUGCCCGUGACUCCAUGGCCAAGUCGCUGUACAGUGCCCUGUUCGACUGGAUUGUGCUGCGGAUCAACCACGCCCUCCUCAACAAAAAGGACAUGGAAGAGGCCGUCUCGUGCUUGUCCAUCGGGGUCCUCGACAUCUUUGGGUUUGAAGACUUUGAGAGGAACAGCUUUGAACAGUUCUGCAUCAACUACGCCAACGAGCAGCUCCAGUAUUACUUCAAUCAGCACAUUUUUAAGCUAGAGCAGGAGGAGUACCAGGGGGAGGGGAUCGCCUGGCACAACAUCGACUACACGGACAACGUGGGCUGCAUCCAGCUCAUCAGCAAGAAGCCCACCGGCCUCUUCCACCUGCUGGACGAGGAGAGCAACUUCCCCCACGCCACGAGCCAGACCCUGCUGGCCAAGUUCAAACAGCAGCACGAAGACAACAAGUACUUCCUGGGCACCCCAGUCAUGGAACCCGCAUUCAUCAUCCAGCAUUUUGCGGGAAAAGUGAAAUACCAAAUCAAGGACUUCCGGGAGAAAAACAUGGACUACAUGCGUCCCGACAUCGUGGCCCUUCUGCGGGGCAGUGAUAGCUCCUACGUCCGGGAGCUCAUCGGCAUGGAGCCCGUGGCUGUAUUCCGCUGGGCCGUGCUCCGGGCCGCCAUCCGGGCCAUGGCCGUGAUGCGGGAGGCCGGGCGUCUGCGGGCCGAGAGAGCUGAGAAGGCUGCAGCAGGUAUGGGCAGCCCUGGUGCCCAGAGUCACCUGGGAGAACUGCCAAGAGGAGCCAACACCCCAUCAGAAAAACUAUACCGCGGCUCAGUGCUAGAUUUCUCAUUUGACUGCUCUGAGGAGUUCGAUAUUAACGCUUUUGAGGACAUCAUUGCUUUCUAUGAAAGCAAGAACGAUUUGCAUAACCAAAUCAUCAAGAGCAUCAAAGGACUGCCCUGGCAGGGCGAGGACCCCCGUAGGCUUCUCCAGUCCCUCAGUCGGCUCCAGAAACCCCGCGCCUUCAUCCUGAAGAGUAAAGGUAUCAAACAAAAGCAGAUCAUUCCAAAGAACCUGCUGGACUCCAAGUCCCUGAAGCUCAUCAUCAGCAUGACCCUGCAUGACCGCACCACCAAGUCCCUGCUGCACCUGCACAAGAAGAAGAAGCCACCCAGCAUCAGCGCUCAGUUCCAGACGUCCCUGAACAAGCUCCUGGAGGCCCUGGGGAAGGCGGAGCCCUUCUUCAUCCGCUGCAUCCGCUCCAAUGCUGAGAAGAAAGAGCUGUGUUUCGAUGACGAGCUGGUCCUGCAGCAGCUGCGCUACACCGGCAUGCUGGAGACGGUGCGCAUCCGGCGAUCUGGCUACAGUGCAAAGUACACGUUCCAGGACUUCACAGAGCAGUUCCAGGUGCUGCUCCCCAAAAACGCCCAGCCCUGCAGGGAGGUCAUCGCUGCCCUCCUGGAGAAGAUGAACGUGGACAAGAGGAGCUACCAGAUCGGGAAGACCAAGGUCUUCCUGAAGGAGACAGAGCGGCAGGCCCUGCAGGAGACGCUGCACCAGGAGGUGGUCCGCAAGAUCCUGCUGCUCCAGAGCUGGUUCCGGAUGGUGCUGGAGCGCAGGCGCUUCCUGCAGAUGAAGCGGGCGGCCGUCACCAUCCAGGCCUGCUGGCGCUCCUACUGUGUGUGGCGGGCAGUGGAGAGGACGCAGGCGGCCGUGUACCUCCAGGCCGUGUGGAGGGGCUACCGACAGCGCAAGGCCUAUCGCCGUCGGAGACAGAGCAUCAUCCGCCUGCAGAGCCUCUGCCGGGGGCACCUGCAGCGCAGGAGCUUCAGCCUGAUGGUCUCAGAGAAGCGGAAGGCCGAGGAGCAGCUGCGGGAAGCCCAGCAAGCCGCGAGGACAGAGCCCCCACGGGGCCAGCCAGGCCCUGUGGCCGGCGAGGAGCAGAGCGCCGAGCAGGGCCCAGGGCCCACGGCAGGCAGCGAGUGCCCCAUGUUGGAGCCCGAGGCGUUGCCCAGCCGCAGGUCCCCAGCAGGCAUCUCCCCACCAGAGAAAGAGGUGCCCAGUGCUGAGAAGGAAGUCCCUCCCCCGAAGAGCGUGACCGCGGAGGGUCACGAGAAAGCCCCCAGCAGCCGGGAGAAGCGAGAGUCGCGUCGGCAAAGGGGGCUGGAGCACGUGGAGUUGCAGAACAAGCACAUCCAAUCCUGCAAGGAGGAGGGCGCCUUCAGAGAACCUUCCAGAAAGACCAUCCUGGAGCUGGGGGGCGGCCUCCCUGAAGACUGGAAGGAGAGCAGGAGAGGCGAAGCCCUGGCCGAGGCAGAGACAGAGGCUGCAGGCGCCCCCAGGAAGCCUUCUGUGGAGUCCCCGCCGGCUCUGGCCGUCAGCAAGGCCCCCGCAGACCUGGAGAAGGCGCCCCCCGAAGGGAGCCCCAGGCCCAGCCCCAUGCGGCGGCCAACCAGCCUGGCCCUGGACAGCAGGGUGGGCCCGUCUGUGCCGGACAGCACCCCCGAGACCCCUAAGAACAAGGGCAAGACUGGCGGCAGCCCGAGGGCUCAGGACAAGCCUGAGAGCCCUGGAGGCUCCACCCAGAUCCAGCGGUACCAGCACCCGGACAGCGAGCGGCUGGCCAACGUCGUAGAGCUGUGGAGGGGCAAGAAACUGAUGGCCGCUGCGGGCUCCAGCACCAUGCUGAGCCAGUCUCUGGAUCUCAGUGACAGGCACUGGAGCAUGGGGACCGCCCUAACACCCACAGAGGAGCGGCGCACCUCCUUGCCCACGAGUGACAUCUCCGGGCUCUCCCCCGCCAGGGCACAGCCGUCAGCAGAAACCGAAGGGGAGCUGAGCACAAAGAAGCCAGCCGUUCAGAAGAAGAAGUCAGGAGACAUCUCCUCUAGCCUGGAUGCAGGGCUGUCCCCAGGCUCCCAGCCUGACUCUAAAUCCACGUUUAAGAGACUCUUCCUACAUAAAACUAAGGACAAAAAGUACAUCCUGGAGGGCACGGAGGAGGCAGAGAGCCCCGCGGCAGGCCAUGCUGUGCCCGAAGCCGCGGCCUCGAGGAAGAGUGCAGAAGCCCUCUCCGGCCACCCACACCGCCACACAGCAGGCGAGAAGCACACCAAGGAGACAGGGGGCAAAGGGAAGAAGAACCGAAACCUCAAGGUCGGCAAGAUCACGGUGUCUGAGAAGUGGCGGGAGUCAGUGUUCCGUAAGAUCACCAACGCCAACGAGCUCAAGUUCCUGGACGAGUUCCUGCUCAACAAGAUAAAUGACCUGCGCUCCCAGAAGACCCCCAUUGAGAGCUUAUUCACCGAGGCCACUGAGAAGUUCAGGAGCAACAUCAAAACCAUGUACUCCGCCCCGAAUGGGAAAAUCCACGUGGGCUACAAAGACCUCAUGGAGAACUACCAGAUAGUCGUCAACAACCUGGCCACAGAGCGCGGCGAGAAGGACACCAACCUGGUCCUCAACCUCUUCCAGUCACUGCUGGACGAAUUCACACGUGGCUACACCAAGAAUGACUUUGAGCCUGCAAAGCAGAGCAAAGCUCAGAAGAAGAAGCGGAAGCAGGAGCGUGCCGUCCAGGAGCACAACGGGCACGUGUUUGCCAGCUACCAGGUGAGCAUCCCGCAGUCCUGCGAGCAGUGCCUCUCCUACAUCUGGCUCAUGGACAAGGCCCUGCUCUGCAGUGUGUGCAAGAUGACCUGCCACAAGAAGUGUGUGCACAAGAUCCAGAGCUACUGCUCCUACACGUGUGGGAGGAAGAGCGAGCCAGGCGCUGAGCCAGGCCAUUUUGGCGUGUGCAUGGACAGCCUGACCAGUGACAAGGCCUCAGUGCCCAUCGUGCUGGAGAAGCUUCUGGAACACGUAGAGAUGCACGGCCUGUACACUGAGGGCCUCUACCGCAAGUCAGGUGCUGCCAACCGGACUCGGGAGCUCCGGCAAGCGCUGCAGGCAGACCCCGCGGCAGUGCGGCUGGAGGACUUCCCCAUCCACGCCAUCACGGGCGUGCUGAAGCAGUGGCUGCGGGAGCUGCCUGAGCCCCUCAUGACCUUUGCCCACUACGGCGACUUCCUCCGGGCCGUCGAGCUCCCAGGGAAACAGGAGCAGCUGGCCGCCAUCUACGCGGUGCUGGAGCACCUGCCAGAGGCCAACCACAACUCCCUGGAGAGGCUUGUCUUCCACCUCGUCAAGGUGGCCCUGCUGGAGGAUGUGAACCGCAUGUCUCCCGGGGCUCUGGCCAUCAUCUUCGCACCCUGCCUCCUGCGCUGCCCCGACAACUCGGACCCGCUGACCAGCAUGAAGGACGUCCUGAAGAUCACCACGUGCGUGGAAAUGUUGAUCAAAGAGCAGAUGAGGAAGUACAAAAUAAAGAUGGAGGAGAUCAACCAGCUGGAGGCUGCGGAGAGCAUCGCCUUCCGAAGGCUCUCGCUCCUGCAACAAAAUGCUCCCUGGCCUCUCAAACUGGGGUUUUCGUCUCCCUAUGAGGGGGUCCUGAACAAGAGCCCCAAGGCCCAGGUGAGCAGGGACAGCAGCCUGGAGGAGCUAGAAGUGCUGCCUGAGGAGGAGGCAGGGGCUGGUGACGAGGACCGAGAGAAGGAGAUCCUCAUGGAACGGAUCCAGUCCAUCAAGGAGGAGAAGGAGGACAUCACCUACCGGCUACCAGAGCUGGACCCAAGGGGCUCUGACGAGGAAAACCUAGACUCGGAGACGUCAGCCAGCACCGAGAGCCUGCUGGAGGAACGGGCCGGGCGGGGGGCCUCGGAAGGGCCCCCCACGCCUGCUCUCCCCUGCCCCAGUGCGCCCACCCCGAGCCCCCUCCCCACGGCAGCCGCCCCUCCACGACGAAGGCCAUCCUCCUUCGUCACGGUCAGAGUGAAGACCCCCCGGCGGAACCCCGUCAUGCCCAUGGCCAACAUCAAGCUCCCGCCUGGCCUGCCCAUCCACCUUCACGGAUGGGCGCCCAGGGCCCAGGAGGCUGCUGUCCCAGUGAGGCGCCGAGAGCCCCCUGCCCGCCGCCCGGACCAGGUUCACUCAGUGUACAUCACGCCCGGGGUGAGCCUGCCUGCGCAGGGUGCCCUGGAACCCCUGGAAGAGGACGACCGGCCUCCUGGGUUCAAGCGGAGGUACUCAGACCCCCCAAUGUACCGCCUGCCCCCCGCCUCGGGUCAAGCCAACGGCUGAAGGUGCCAGCGACAGUCUGCGUGUCUGAGGACAGCCCUGUGCUGGAGCCGGGCACCUGAGCUGUGGAGCCAGCCUCUAGCAGAAAGACCCAGAACAAACAGCUCUAAGAGCAGAUCGAGGUAGCCUAGGCUCCAGGUGCAGGCGUGGCAGGACCCCGGGGUCCACGCGGCGCCCCAUGCACCGCGGCGCCUGCAGCACCAGGUCUAUGGCAGCCCGUGUCUCCCCCUUGUGUGUUUUUACAGUAACUGUUUUUUUGUGGUUUACAUAACUUUAAACUGAAACAGCCUUAACGGAAGACCAAAUCGUUUUUUAUAUGUGUAUGUUCAAACUUUUAUAUUAACGCUGUGCGUCUCCCUGGUGACCUGGACUGGUCCUCAGUGCGGGGCCACUCGCUCAGCUACAUGCUGCAUCCAGUCAGUGGGCAGUCAUCGAUCUGGGACCCUGCAAGGAGGGGUUAGCCCCUCGGGGCACCUGACCUCCCCAGUCUGUUUCCAAUGCUCAUCUCCGGCAGCAGCGGCCGCUUGGCCACCUGGCCACGUACAUUCCAGGGAACACUGGAGCCUUCCACAGGGUCAGGCUGUCGGCUAGAGCCAGGAUAUGAAUCAGGAAUGGCCCUCAACCCAGGCAGCACCAACCUCGAAUCCCAGGGAGACCUGAAUGUGCUGUCUCAGCUCUCUACCGUGCCUGGAUGCCGGAGGCUCUAGGAGGCUGCCCUGGACACUGCCUGCCCUGUGUGACAUGAGCCAGUGACUCAGGACCAUUAGGGGUGGGUUGGGUAGGGCAGGGAGGGCAAAGCCUGCAGUGCACAUCCCUGCAGCAGCAGCAGCCUGGGGGUGCGGGGAGUGGAGCCUCCCCUCUCAAGCUCCACCCACUCCCCCGGGCACUUGGACACUUGGCCACAGGCCUGGGACAAAGGGCACUCUGCACAAGGUGUGAAAUAAAGAAAAAGUGCCUGUGA